GCCAGCAGUCGUCGCCGAGUAUUCGACGCACCGACGCCGCCACUCGGCAAGAGCGACUCACUCUUUGCUUGCCUGCACUCCACCACCACCACACGACAUCAAAAUGGCUUCUCUCUUCGGCGGUUCCAGCAGCGGCGCGACUCCCAGCCAGAAGGAGCAGGCUGAGCAGAUCAAGCUCCAGGUCCAGCAGGAGCUCGCUGCCGCCGGCGCCCAGCAGCUCAUCAACAAGAUCACCGAGAACUGCUUCGCCAAGUGCGUGACCCGCCCCGGCCCCACCCUCGGCUCGUCCGAGGAGCGCUGCCUCUCGCAGUGCAUGGUCCUGUACAUGGCUGCGUUCGACCAGACCUCGCGGUCGUACGUUGCGCGCGUGUCGCGCGAGCGCUCUGGCGCUGCUUCGAGCGGCAUCUCGCUCUAAGCGGAAUGCGCGAGGUUGGAAGGACACAAAAAUCAAAAACAACCCAUCACACCACGCACGCCUGCUGCCCCUGGCUGCCUGGCCAUGUACCACCCCUCUCUCAGACCCAUGCAUUGCAUGAUAAAGU
Molecule: messenger RNA, 542 nt
Organism: Vanrija pseudolonga
Lineage: Eukaryota; Fungi; Basidiomycota; Tremellomycetes; Trichosporonales; Trichosporonaceae
Gene: TIM13
Product: Mitochondrial import inner membrane translocase subunit TIM13
Exons: 4
Coding region: 104-415 (103 amino acids)
Source: RefSeq, a predicted model, not a curated record